Molecule: messenger RNA, 807 nt
Organism: Dentiscutata erythropus
Lineage: Eukaryota; Fungi; Glomeromycota; Glomeromycetes; Diversisporales; Gigasporaceae
Source: the annotation of a GenBank genome assembly
AUGUUUACUAACCCAACACCUCAAAAUGUUUCAUGCCUCAAAAAUCUCGCUUUAAAUAUUCUUAAAAAUGGCUCCCGGAAUAUUAUUGCAAAAGGCGUUGAAGUUCCAGAACUAGAUCCAUGCUCGAGCUGUCUUGAGGAUUAUGUAAAAGAUCUUCUGCAAUGCCCAAAGUGUGCAAUGGAAAUUGAGUUUUCAUUAGUAAAUACUGCUAUUCUAAUGGAAACUUCCCCUCUAGUAUCUAGUCAAAGCCAAAAUACAAUAAGCUCAGAAGCACAUCAUGUCUCUAACUCUAGUUUUUCGGAUCUUCCAUUAUUCGCAACCCAUAAGGAGCAGAUUCAAAAAAGACCUAGCGAAGAUACCACUAAAAAUAAAUCAUUUAGUAAAAAACCAAAACAGAAUAAAGAAAAAGGCGAUAAAAAGGAUUCAAAUACUGUAAGAAAGCUCAUUGUAGAAUUAUCAUAUAACAACACAGAACAAACCACUUCAGAUACCAACAAUUCUUAUCCCAUAACAGCUACUGAAACCGACCCACAAUCUAUCGAUUUUCUUAAUUUAUAUACUAAAAUUACCUCUGCUGAAAGUGAAAUCCAAAAACCAAACCAGAAUAUAAUUAUCCAGUAUUAUAACUUUGGAUUAGGUAUAGCAAAACGCUUCAAGUUCUAUUAUGAAAAAUCAUAUAAUAUAAAUGAUGCUAAUAGCGAAGUUAAAAAAGAAAUCGAAAAACAACUUUCUGAUAGUACUUCUGAAACUACUAUUCGGAAAAGAAAAGAAAGAGCCCAAAAGAUUUUCAUAUAUUUAGUAAGAUAG